Messenger RNA from Helianthus annuus (common sunflower), 1566 nucleotides. RefSeq names its product ATP-dependent DNA helicase pif1-like. Lineage: Eukaryota; Viridiplantae; Streptophyta; Magnoliopsida; Asterales; Asteraceae. Gene Ontology annotation, biological process: telomere maintenance; DNA repair. Gene Ontology annotation, molecular function: DNA helicase activity. The transcript has a single exon. Bases 1 to 1566 code for a protein of 521 amino acids. The record is from RefSeq and is a predicted model, not a curated record.
AUGCCUUAUCCUGAUCAUCACUCUUUACGUCAAAUUACCAACCGUCUAAUCAACGAUGAAUUAUCCCAAGACACAAAUGAGUUGCAAACUGAGUUUUGUCGAAUGAAAGAAUGUCUAACUGAAGAGCAGUCGAAGGUUUUUAAUGAAAUUAUGCAUGCAAUCGAUAGUCAAAAUGGAGGGUUGUUUUUUGUAUAUGGUUAUGGUGGAACUGGGAAGACUUUUUUGUGGAAGACAUUGGCUUCUGCAAUUAGAUCAAAAGGACAGAUUGUGUUGAAUGUUGCUUCGAGUGGUAUUGCUUCGUUAUUACUAUCUAAAGGAAGUACGGCACAUUCUAGGUUUAAAAUCCCCAUUAACUUGACAGAAGACUCCAUGUGCCACAUUAAGCCAAACGAUGAUGUUGCUGACCUACUAAAAGAGGCAAAGUUGAUUAUAUGGGACGAAGCCCCUAUGGUCCACAAGCAUGCUUUUGAGGCACUAGAUAGAACAAUGAAAGACGUUUUAUCGUCUUCUAUGGGUCACCAGUCUGAACUACCAUUUGGGGGUAAAGUUAUUGUUUUUGGUGGGGACUUUAGACAAAUCCUCCCGGUCAUUCCUAAUGGUACUAGACAACAAAUUGUCAAUGCAUCUUUGAGUUCUUCAUAUAUAUGGUCAGAAUGCAAGGUUUUAAAAUUAACAAAAAACAUGAGGUUGACAGUUGGAGCUCAAACAUCUAACGUUGAGUCUAUUGAGAAAUUUGCAAGAUGGCUACUUGAUAUUGGUGAAGGAAACCUUGGUUCAGAAAAUGAUGGUGAAGCACUUAUAGAGAUACCGGAUGACUUAGCAAUCACCGAUUUGGACGAUCUAAUACAAAGUUUAAUCGACUUUGUUUAUCCUUCAAUUUUAGAAAAUUACAAAAAAUCUGGAUUCUUUUCUGAGAGAGCUAUUUUAGCACCAAAAAAUGAAGUUGUUCAUGAAAUUAAUGAUCGUUUACUUUCGUUAUUUCCGGGUGAAGAAAAAGAGUAUUUGAGCUCUGACAGUAUAUGUCAAACUGAGCAAGUACUUGAUUCUUUCCAACAAGAUUUGUAUUCGGCUGAUAAUUUGAAUGCUCUUAAAAUAGCCGGUUUACCUAAUCAUAAGUUGGUUCUUAAAGUUGGUGUUCCUGUAAUGUUUCUUCGAAACAUUGAUCAACAAAGUGGUCUAUGUAAUGGAACUAGACUUCAAAUAACCUUUCUCGGUAAACGAGUUAUUGAAGCUGAAGUAAUAUCAGGUGGGAAUAUUGGUACUAGAGUUUAUAUUCCAAGGAUUUCAAUGAUUCCUUCUGACAAGAAGAUACCGUUUCAGUUUCAAAGAAGGCAAUUUCCGUUGUCAGUAUGUUUUGCUAUGACAAUUAACAAAAGUCAAGGGCACUCUUUAUCAAGAGUUGGGCUAUAUUUAAAGGAUCCAGUUUUUAGUCAUGGUCAGUUGUACGUUGCUUUAUCUAGAGUGAAGACGAGAGAAGGUGUCAAAAUUUUAGCGUACGAUGCUGAUGGUAAACCUUCGAAGCAGACAUCAAAUGUGGUUUACAAGGAGAUAUUUGGUAACUUGUGA